Molecule: messenger RNA, 1449 nt
Organism: Camellia sinensis
Lineage: Eukaryota; Viridiplantae; Streptophyta; Magnoliopsida; Ericales; Theaceae
Source: RefSeq, a predicted model, not a curated record
AUGGCUCAAUUAGAUCAAUUGCAGGAAGUCAAAUUUGGAAAGGAUCCUAACAACAAGAAAAGACCACGAGAGUUUAAAGAAUUGAAUUUGACAAAGAAAAGCAUAAUGUGGGAGCUACCGUAUUGGAAGAAACUAAACCUCCGACACAAUCUUGAUGUCAUGCACAUUGAGAAGAAUAUUUGUGAAAACUUUUACGGGAUGAUGUUGGCCAUAGAUGGGAAAAACAAGGACACGUACAAAGCACGUGAAGAUUUGCAAGAAAUGGGCAUAAGUUAUCCAAAUUGCUAUGCAGCAAACAUCUUAAGAUGUGUCACUUCUAAAAAUGGAAGAUUAUCAGGCAUGAAAAGCCAUGAUUGUCAUGUCCUGCUUCUGCGACUUCUACCAAUUAGCAUGCAUGGUUUUAUGAACAAGGAGAUCUAUACAACACUAUUUGAGUUGGGCAAAUUCUUCCAAGAAUUGUGCUCAAAAACAUUAAGGCAGACUGAUUUGGAAAAAAUGGAGGAACGAAUUGCGCUCGUACUUUGCAAGUUCGAGAAAAAUUUUCCUCUAGCUUUCUUUGAUGUGAUAGUCCAUUUGGCUGUUCACUUGCCACGUGAGGCCAUGUUUGCUGGACCGGUGCAAUAUCGACGGAUGUACCCCGAUCGAAACGACUUUGAAUGGUAUGUCAGUAAUAGAGCAUGUCCAGAAGGUUCUAUCGUUGAGGCUGACAUUGUCAAAGAGUGUCUUACUUUUUGUUCAAUGUACUUAAAAGGGAUUGAUAAACCUGAACGAAAUGACGAUGGUGGUGAACGUGGUUCCGGGAUGGAGGUCUUCACCCAAAAUGCUCGUAUAUUCUCACCUAUCACAAGGGCUCUUGACCUUUCGCAGAAUGAACGAGAAAUGGCUCACUGGUUUGUGUUGUACAAUAGCUCUGAGGUGAAGCCAUAUAUUGAGCAUAUGAAUGAUUUGCGAAGGAAAGGGUCACCUGAAGUAACUAACAAAUUGUGGUCAUUAGCAAAUGGUCCUGGAUCGAUAAUUGACUUUUAUUCUGGGUGCAUCUACAAUGGAAUUAGAUUCCAUACUAGAAAUUGUGAAAAUCAUCGUACCUGCCAAAAUAGUGGGUUGGUCGUAGAAGGGGACCAUAAUGGGAACCAAAUUAAUUUUUACGGCUACUUGUCUAAAAUGUGGGAAUUGAAAUACUUGCAUGGGGGUACAGUGGUUUUGUUCCAAUGCGAAUGGUAUGACACCAGUCACAAGAAUAGAAUAUACUCCGGUGGACAUGUGACAAGUAUUGAUGUUGCAAGACUUUGGUAUAAAGAUGACCAAUUUGUUCUACCUAGUAUGGUAAGACAAGUAUUCUACGUCAAUGACACCAACAAAGGCAAAAAUUGGAGAGUCGUUGAAUGGGUUAAGCAUUGGGGAGUAUGGGAUAUACCAAAGUGGGAUGAUGUCUCUAAUGAUGUUUUUUAA